GCUUCUGCUAGGCGUUCAACCUAUGGAAUUCAUUAGUCAUUACCAUUAACUCGAAAGAAUCGAAUAAAUAGAUGAUUCAGUGGAACAGUGGAACAGUGGAAGCCUUGAACGUACUACUGGUAAGAGAUGGCGAUGAGACACUGGACAGGUAGACUUACAUCCCUACGCCAGGUGAUACUCCACAAACAGGAGAGCUACCUUGUAAAGAAGCGCUUUCUUCAUGGAAGAGGAUCUGGGCGAGGGAAGAGCAGAGACACUCCUAAUCUGAUUAUGGAGGAUAAGCCGGUAGUAGAUGCACAUAGUCUUCACAAACCAGUCAUGGUAGAGGAAGUGUUAUCCUUCUUUGCUCCACAGGCAAACCAGGUAUAUAUUGACAUGACAUUUGGUGGAGGAGGUCAUACGCAGGCACUGAUGAAAUGUGCUCCAGGAAUCACAGUGUAUGGUCUAGAUAGAGAUCCUUUCGCUCAUCAGAUUGCACAGAAACUUAGUCUACAUCAUAAGGGUCAGUUAUGUCCGUUGCUUGGAAAGUUUAGUGAGGUGAAGGAUCUUCUUUCUCAGAGGGAGGUGUCAAUGGUUGAUGGAAUACUGAUUGAUGCAGGCUGUUCAUCCUUUCAGUUUGACUCCCCCGAGAGAGGCUUUGCUCUUAGUCAAGAUGGACCUCUUGAUAUGAGAAUGGAUGCAAACAGAAUCCCAUCACAACCGACUGCAGCUGAUGUGGUAAACUCAUUGGACCAUGUGACUCUCACUCAGAUCUUGCGCACAUAUGGGGAAGAAUCAAAUGCCAAAAAAAUCGCCCAGGCCAUCAUAGAUUAUCGCACAAAUUUUAACACUUUCUCUUCUACAUCAGAACUGGCAACAGUGAUAGCAUGUUGUCACACCCACAGAGAUGCUAAAAGUAAUCGAGACAAGCUUGGCCGUCAUGCACAUACAGCUACCAAGACUUUUCAAGCAUUGCGAAUCUUUGUGAAUAAUGAACUGAAUGAAUUAGCUGUGGCUGUAGAGGCAGCUUGGGACCUCAUGAGACCAGGUGGCAAGCUAGCUGUUUUGACCUUUCACUCUCUGGAAGAUAGGGUUGUUAAGAGAUCUCUACAGGGCAGGCAUGUGGCCGAGAGGGGGACAUCAUUGCGACAGAAGAGGGUGGAGUCUCACAAGGACAAUGGUGCACAAAAGUGGGAAGUAGUCAAGAGAAAUGAGCUCUGUGCAGAUGAUGAAGAAAUAAAUAUGAACCCUCGAGCAAGAUCUGCAAAGCUCAGAACUGCCAUAGCUGUAAACAAGUUUAGCAGUUGUAUUUCAUCUGAUAUUCAACAGAUUUUACAAAAGGAGGGGGGGCAAAGUCAAACAUAUGUGCAGAGUACACUGCAUACACGAGCGCUUCUUGGAGAGGUCCUACUUCUGAGUUUAAGCAAUUGAGGAAUUUCAAGAGAGUUGUCUUGAUGAGCGAUAGAAACACACCUACUCUUUCUCUUCUUUCUUCAUGUUAUUUUCUCUUUUUUUAUCCUUUUUCUCCCGUCGCUCCCUCUUUUCCCCUUAUUUCUUUCUCUUUUCCCUUUGUUAUGUAGGGGUGCAGUUGAUUCACCCCCUCGCCACGAAUCCACCACUGAUUUAUACAUUUAUGCAUGCCUUACGUAUAGCUUGCAAUGGGGUUGGGUUUCCAUCCUAUCCAAUACAUUGUUGACGUUGAUGUUUUACCUUCUUUUUGCUUUUUCUUUUCUUUUCUUCUUUAAAGGUACUAUGUCCCUUUUGCAACAAACCUCAAA
Messenger RNA from Strongylocentrotus purpuratus (purple sea urchin), 1757 nucleotides. RefSeq names its product probable methyltransferase-like protein 15 (gene mettl15). The transcript has 6 exons. Gene Ontology annotation, biological process: rRNA base methylation. The coding region runs from base 127 to 1410 and encodes 427 amino acids. The record is from RefSeq and is a predicted model, not a curated record. Gene Ontology annotation, molecular function: rRNA (cytosine-N4-)-methyltransferase activity. Lineage: Eukaryota; Metazoa; Echinodermata; Echinoidea; Camarodonta; Strongylocentrotidae.